AUGAAGCUUCUAGUAGCUCUUGCUUUGUUCUUCUUAUCAGUUUUUGUGUUAUCGAGCCCAGUACCUAGGCCAGAUGAGGCUGAAAUAACACAAUCAGCAACCGAGAAGGAGGAAGUCCCGAUUGCCAAGACAGAACACAAAGAUUCAAAAAAAGUUGGCAAAGAAGAAGUGAAAGAAGAAAAGAAACACUUAAAAUCAGAAGAAGCGUCAAAGGACACAUCCAAAGAAGCAAAGGGAACUGAAGAAUCAAAAUCAGAACAUUCAAAAAAGGAAUCGGAAGGCGAAAAGUCGGACUCAGCAUCAAUGGAAACAUCCAAACAGGGUGAGAAAGAAUCGAAAACAAAAGAAGAUGAAGUAAAGGAGGACAAGAAAAGUGAGAUAGAAAAAACUUCAGAGCCGAAAAAAGAAGAAGCAAAAGAAACUACCGCGGUACCAACAAAUGAUGAAGGAGUUGCUAAUGCAGCAAAAGAAAGUGAGAAGUCCACGGAAACAUUAAAGGAAAGUAAAAAGUUUGCUGAGGCACCAAAAGAAAGUGAAAAGUCUACUGAAGCACCAAAGGAAGUUGAAAAGCUAACAGAAGCAACAAAAGAAAGCGAAAAGCUUUCAGAAGCGCCGACAGAAGACGAAAAGAAUACUGAAUCAUUAAAGAAAGAAGGUGAAUCUGAUGAGCCAGUUAAAGAAGAAAAAAAAGAUGAUGAAAAGGAGGAAAAACCAACCGAAGCAGCUAAAGGAGAUGGGCAAACGGCGGUGACAUCGAAAGGAAGCGAUUCAAUAGAAGCAACGAAGGAAGCGGAAAAAAUGAAAGAGGCAAAAGUAUCGGAGGAAGCAAAAGAGGAAGUGAAGGAUGGUGAAGGUUCGGAAAAGUCAGGGAAAACGGAAACACCAGUGGUAAAAUCAAGGUAA
Molecule: messenger RNA, 903 nt
Organism: Brugia malayi
Lineage: Eukaryota; Metazoa; Nematoda; Chromadorea; Rhabditida; Onchocercidae
Exons: 4
Coding region: 1-903 (300 amino acids)
Source: RefSeq, a predicted model, not a curated record